AAAAGAAACCAGGAUGAACCUGGUAUGGUUUUACCGGCUGCUGCCCAGUAGGUGGCAGUAUGCCCCGGAAAGCCUUAAAGAGGAUGAAGAAGACGAGGAAGAGGCGUUAGUUUCAAAGCUUGUUAACGGUUGUCUUGGUGCUGGGUGUGUAAACUUCUAAACGAAACAGUUUAUCAGUUAAUGUUGCUGUCAGGGACUCGCUAUAGCAAGGAAACAGCAGCAGCUUUGUUAAGGAGCUCGUUUUUUGUUACACAGGAGCGGCCAUUAUACCAGAGGUUCCUUCAGCUCUCUUUUUCUGGUAAAUUCCUCCCUCAUAAAAACAAAGUUGACAACACUAUGGACAAUCUGGACUUCUCAGUAGAAGAAAUUCAACAACAACUGGCUGUACUUGGCUAUAGGAACAUACCAAAACACAGGCUGCUGGAGUUUAAGCAAGAUCUUGAUAAAGUGAUUCGCCAUGGACAGUGGAAGAACCUGGCCUCUGCCACGCCUACAAACAUAAACUCUCAGACAGCAACAUCUCAUUCAAGUCCUCCUGCUUAUACUAAAGAAAAAGUCAGCCUGUUGUACUCUAAAGGAUCCAGUGCAGGAUUUUUCAUGCAUCAAGAGAAAACAUACCGGGACACCAAGAAGAACAAAAACAACAGUUGGCCAAUGAGACAUUGUGAUUCAUACGCUGAACAGUCUGUGGGUCCGAGGCUGCAGCUCCCAGCUGGUGCUCCCAACAGGCUGCAGGAAGAGCCGGAUACCGAAGACACCCUGGACUCACUUCUGUCUGAAAGCUACACUUCCUUUUCCGAGCACCAGGAGAGGCGAUUUAUCAAGAGAAAGGUUUUAAGAAAACGAAAAGGAAAGUCUCUCAUCUGUGAUGAAUCGGUGUACACAGAAGAUUCAGUUUCCCACCUGAGCUGUGGGUCUCUACAGCUCCUCCACAGUUACCCGGGCCUCUUGGCGUCUUAUUUGAUUAAUGCCCUCUUUGCCUGGCCUGUAGGUGGACGGCCGUGCAUUGAUGCCACGAGCCGUCUAGAAGAGCAGAUAGCUGAGCUUGAUUUAUCCACGUCACAUCAGAAGGAUGAUGAAGCAGAGAGUGAAGAUGUAAGUGAUGAGAGUGACUACCAGAGUUCAGAGACGGAUGGUGUCGACUCAAGUGCCUUCGAAUCCUAUAUCAAAGGCAUGAUUCAGACACAGAGUUAUCAGGAUGUAAGGCCCAAACCAAAAUCCUUCAUCCGACCAGUGAUGUGUCAACCAGUCAUAAAGAAGACUGAUCCAGUGGCCAAGUAUUUCCAGUACAAACAGAUGUGGGAAAUGUUCCAAGUGUCUGGAGAGAAGGACAGGAAAGCUCUCCGCUGGGAGAUAAAGGAAAAGCUUGCAUACCAGCCUCUGCCUAAUCAACCUUUACAUUAAUGGCCACGUUUGUGAAUAAAACAAGGAAUUUAACUUUGGUUUCCAUCGUUAAAAUCAUAUAGCAAGCAUCAGUCCCAAACAUCCACCACAAUAUGUAAAAACACAUUGAUUGUGUGUGUAUUUAUAUAUGCUGGCAUUUCAUACUGAGGUUCUGGAGAGCUGAGCUAAAACUUGUUUGAUCCCAUGACCCAUGAUAGAAGGUAAGACUGCAGGUUAGCAAAUAAAACUGAAUAAUUCAACCGUUCUUCACCUUUUCUGUUGAGGUUUUUGUUGUCAUGAAGCUUUCUAUACUAAGCUAUACUAUGUUUAAUAUGCUGUUAAUAAAUAAAAUGAAUAUAAUUGAUUUUACAUUAGGGGGUGUAAAAACUCAGCAUUUCUCAAGCCUAAAGAAGCAAACAUUUAAAUGUACUAGUUUAAAGAGAGAUUCAUUGUUUAAACGGAGACACAUUUAAUAUUUUCUUUUUCAUUUAGAUGUUUUUAAAUAGUUUCCAUGUUGGGAAUCGGAAUGUAAUUGUUGGUUCUGUUUAAACUUUCUUCAAAUUAUUCCCAGGUUUUUUGUUUGUUUGUUUUGCUGUUGUGAAGUAUUUUCAGUUAAAUAAGCCUAUAUUAUACAACGUAUUCUAAUGUAACCUGUAAAAGAUAAAAAAUUAAAGAUAAAGCUGCUAUGUUUACUAAAGUAAUUUAGCAAUAAAAGAAUAGAUUCACCAAAAUCACAUCAUGGUGUUGAGAUGUCACACCAGGAGUAUUGCUUAAAUUUCCAGUGGUCUGUCCUUGGACACUUUCUGAGCAGUAGAUGUAGCAGGUUCUCACAUCUUUUUUGCAGUGCUGUUGAACUGACGACACACGGAGAUAUUUAAAUGCUGCGGUUGGCUUUAACUGUAAGAUCUUGACCAAAAGAUGGCAGCAUAGCCUCCGUGGCUAACAAGCUCCCAUGAUAAACGGACAGUUCUGCUUCUAAGGGGAGUGAUAUUAAAGAAACUGCCCUAGUUAAACAUCUCUGGGUUUAGCUGGGUAAAAGGGUCCAGUGGUAAGAAAUGCAGUCUGGACACUUGACCCAGGCAACCAAACCACCAGAAACUUCACAAGCUGAGAAAAACAUUCCUGAGUAAAACUAAACCGUAAACUAGUGUAAAGAGUAGUUGUUGUAAUUGUAAAGCAAAACGAUUCAACCACUAGGUGGUUCCUGUUGCACUUCCUGUUUUGUUUCAUGCACUCCAUGGUGAAUGGGUUACAGGUCAGCAUAACAGGUAAUCUGAUUUAAUAGCCACAUUUUCUACCUGACAGAUUUAGUAUUGAGCAUUUCCAAGAAAAAUGACAGCACUGUUUACUGAUUCAGCUUAAAACAGAUCAACCAGGUCUUCCCAUCUUGUUUCCUGUUGCAUUCCAGAGCUUUACCUUUAGGACUACUGUGAUGAACAGCGUUCACUGAUGGUGGUUUUAAAGAAGUAUGCAUGAACCCAUGUAUACAGGUCCUUCUCAAAAUAUUAGCAUAUUGUGAUAAAGUU
Molecule: messenger RNA, 2909 nt
Organism: Girardinichthys multiradiatus
Lineage: Eukaryota; Metazoa; Chordata; Actinopteri; Cyprinodontiformes; Goodeidae
Gene: hyls1
Product: HYLS1 centriolar and ciliogenesis associated
Exons: 14
Coding region: 181-1404 (407 amino acids)
Biological process (GO): cilium assembly
Cellular component (GO): centriole; non-motile cilium
Source: RefSeq, a predicted model, not a curated record